Messenger RNA from Solanum stenotomum, 623 nucleotides. RefSeq lists its product as uncharacterized. The record is from RefSeq and is a predicted model, not a curated record. NCBI's taxonomy places the organism in Eukaryota, Viridiplantae, Streptophyta, Magnoliopsida, Solanales, Solanaceae. The transcript is spliced from 2 exons. Bases 90 to 536 code for a protein of 148 amino acids.
GAGUAGCACAACUUAAAACCAUGACAUUGGUUGACUAGAAGCAUAUAAAGAUAUAAAUUACUAUACUAAUUCAGAAGAAAUACACUUACAUGAUGGAAAACAAAUUAGAUGGAUCAGUAGAAGGUCAUUUUGAGCCAUCUUAUGAGUGGCAACAUCAAGAAGGAGUUGAUCUUCUCUUGGUCCAUCUCCCAGAAUUCAAGGAUAAAGAAGGAUUGAAGGUACAAGUUAGCAAUUGUGGAGUUGUAAAGAUUUCAGGAGAUGGUCAAGCAAAUCAAACUAGAUUAAAUUUUCUUAAAGAGAUUCAAUUACGAAAGGAUCAUAACGUAGAUGCGAUAAAGGCCAAAUUUGAGAAGGGUGUUCUCAAAAUUACACUGCCAAAGAAGAGUACUAAUGAAAGCUUAAAUGAAGUAUCAAAUGAAUCAAGAUUCAAGAAAUUCAAAAAGGUGGCCUUGGGUGUUGCAGCUAUCGUGGUUGUAGUUUCUGCUUUCUCCGGAUUCGCUUACUACAUUUAUAGGUCUACAAUUGUUAAAGACUAAUAUAAUUAAAAUUACUUCUAUUUAUAUAACAUUAUUAUAAUUAAGAGUAUGCAUGAUACAAUGGAAAUAAAGAGGUCCAUAACAUAU